UCAAUCUCUCUUAUUUCCACUCAGCGCCUUGGCCCGUCUGGGCGUAUCAUUACUUGUUCCUUCCCCGGAUGCCCCGCCAAGAUCGACGGCCAUCGCCAGGUCCUGUGUGAGGCCCAUCUGCAGGCCAUUGCCAGUGCUGACAAGACAAAUGGCACACAAGUCGCAACCACCCCGGCGGGCACUUCCACCUUGUCUCGCCCCCCCGUCUCAGGCCCAAACCCGAGGAAGAUGCUGCCAGAAACCGACAAGGACCGGCCAAUCAUGAGGCGCAAAACCGCUGGGAACCUACCUCAGUUCGUCCCGCAGCAGCCAACCCCCAAGCACAGCACGCCGCCUUCCCGCGGUCCGUCGACAAUGUCACCGUCCUCACCGCAGCGCUUGGCACCCCGUCCGUCGGUCCACUCGCCGCCUGCUAGCCCCGGGUCUGUCCGGGAUGGGGAGCCGGCGAGAAAGCGACAGAGACUGUCGCCGUCCCAAGGGCACUCCCCAAAGGCCAGAGUGUACGGGACAGACGCCCCUCGGCCUCCGCAUUCGAGCCGCCGUGAAUCGAACGGGUCACCCCAGCGGCAUGCCAAGGUGCGGGACAAGGAGGGCAAGCCUGCCAGCAGCAAUAAGCCUAGUUCGAGACACCCCGUUAGGAGGGUGCCUCACCAGCUGUCUAAACUGCGGUUCAUUGAACCUGGCCCAGACGACCGUAGCGCGGGCAUGCUUACUGAGCAGUCAAGUUCUGGCAUGAACGAAUCUGUAGGGGCUGCCGCAAGGCGGAGUUCUGACGACUCAGACAUGUUCACCAAGUUGAGCAGCCCAACCGCAUCCGUGUCCCGGACGGGAUCGAUAGACUUGCAAAGCCGCCCUUGGAGGUCGUCAGACCUUCUAGAGGAGUUGGGUGGAAAGGCACAACCUGAUAGGAGGAGAUCGGACACCCAGCCAGACGAUGGGCCGCUGGAAGCAAACGGCGUCCCCUCGCAAAAGAUACACCUGUCCAUGCGUCCAGCGCAAACUAGCACCAAAACUAAGCCAAUCCAGCGCCCAAAACCAAAACCGAAAGAAAUCGACACGGCCCUCUUCGACGCCCUCAUCUACUCCCAGCCAGGCGCCGCCUCACCCCCGCCGGGCACCGACUUACCCGACAUCAUCAACAACCCACGGCUCAAAACAGCAGCAGCAGCAGCAGCCACCACCGCCACCGCCACCACCACCAACACCAGCAAACCCAACUCUUCUCCAAAGAAACAGGAACAGGACGAGCCCCUCUACCUGCCAAUCGACCCGCGCAUCCACUGGCCGCAGCCGCACUCGGAAGCAUGGCACGCGGCCAAGCAGGCCGAAAUUCGGGCGCGGGGGCGGCGCAAGGAACGGUUCGGGCGCGCGGCACAGUCGCUGCGGCGGCAGCUGCGGCUCAAGGAGAAAGAGGGGCCAAAGAUUUUUGAGGAGACGCUGCCGGAGAAAGUGACUGAGAACCCGGCGUGGGUGAGGGUGCUCCGGAGAUUGAGGGGGUUGCCUCCUAGCUCUGGUGUUCCUUCUUCGGCGGCGGGGCGUUUGUUAGGAGCGGAGGAGGAUCAACAGUGGAGUGGGAGUGGUGGGAGGAGACGGAGUGGGAGCGGGAGUGUGGCGAGUGGUGGGGGCAGUGUUGUGAGUGGUGGUUGGGUGAGUAGGAAGCCGUCGUCGUCGUCUGGCGCGGGGGUGGUGGGGAGGAGGGUUGGGCAUUCGGGAGGGUUGGUU
This is a messenger RNA of Parathielavia appendiculata, 1722 nucleotides long. RefSeq lists its product as uncharacterized. Lineage: Eukaryota; Fungi; Ascomycota; Sordariomycetes; Sordariales; Chaetomiaceae. The record is from RefSeq and is a predicted model, not a curated record. The annotation marks the transcript as partial. The transcript has 2 exons.